Molecule: messenger RNA, 1902 nt
Organism: Sphaerulina musiva SO2202
Lineage: Eukaryota; Fungi; Ascomycota; Dothideomycetes; Mycosphaerellales; Mycosphaerellaceae
Product: cytochrome P450
Exons: 2
Coding region: 131-1741 (536 amino acids)
Molecular function (GO): iron ion binding; oxidoreductase activity, acting on paired donors, with incorporation or reduction of molecular oxygen; heme binding
Source: RefSeq, a predicted model, not a curated record
CAUCUCCUUCGCCUCUUCUUGUGAGCAGUCUGACUUGCAGUAGAACCAUCUUGCCAGGAACAACCAGGAGCAGAAAUAGAGGCUUCACUUCGGCAGGAACAACAGCGAAAUCUCUUCUCGACAAGCCAUCAUGGCUUCAGCAGCAGCGCCACAGGGCGUGAUUGCGAUCUUGCUGCAACCACACGUACUGCCGUUCUUCCUCAUUGCCUUAUUUUACACCACCAUCAAGAUCAUCGACAAAACAAAUGUUCCCAAGAUCAAAGGCCUUCCCGAAGUCCCUGGAGUGCCGAUCCUGGGAAACUUGCGGCAGUUGGGCGACAAUCAUGCCCUCAAUGCCAUGAAAAUGGCCAAGAAAUACGGCGCAGUCUUCCAAGUCCGCUUGGGUAACCGCAGAGUCGUGUUUGCCAACACUUUCGACAGCGUCAAACACUUAUGGAUCACGAAUCAAUCCGCAUUGAUCAGCAGACCGACACUGCAUACCUUCCAUACGGUCGUCAGUUCGAGCGAAGGUUUCACGAUCGGAACCAGCCCAUGGGACGAGAGCUGCAAAGCGAGGAGGAAGGCUGCUGCAACAGCACUAAACAGACCAGCUGUGGCCAGCUACAUGCCUAUUCUGGAGUACGAAUCUACCAAGUCGAUUAAGGAAAUGACCACAGAUUCGAACUACGGCCAACACGAUGUCGACAUCAAUCUCUACUUCUCCCGAUUCGCUCUGUCCACGUCUUUGACUCUCAACUAUGGCUACAAGAUCGAAGGUAACAUCGACGACGAGCUGCUGAAGGAGAUUGUUCAUGUCGAGCGAGAAAUCAGCAAGUUCCGCAGUACAGCAACGAACUGGGCAGAUUAUAUCCCUUUGAUGCGUCUACUUCCCGGUGGGAAUGAUAAGCCCUUGCAAUACAAAGCUCGCAGAGCGAAGUACAUGUGGAAACUUCUGAACGGCCUCAAGGAACGCAUGGCCGAGGGAAAAGACAAGCCUUGCAUUUCUGGAAACGUUCUCAAGGAUCCUGAAGCCAAGCUGAAUGAAGCAGAAGUCAUGUCUAUUGGCCUGUCCAUGGUAUCUGCCGGUCUCGAUACAGUACCAGGAAACUUGAUCAUGGGCGUCGCAUACCUCUCCUCCCCUCACGGCCAAGACAUCCAAAAACGCGCCUACGAGGAAAUCAUCGCGCAAUACCCCAACAACGACGCCUGGGAACGCUGCCUCCACGAAGAAAAAUGCGCCUACAUCACUGCUCUCGUCAAAGAAACGCUCCGCUUCUGGUCCGUCAUCCCCAUUUGUCUACCCCGGCGCUCGGUCAAACCCAUCACAUGGAACAACGCCACCAUCCCCGCAGGAACCGAUUUCUACAUGAACGCCUUCGCCGCCCACUACGACGACACCCAUUUCAAAGACCCUUACACCUUCAACCCCGACCGCUACCUCUCCGACAACACCCUCGACGACGCGAGCGCCACGCGAGGCACACCACAUUAUGGCUACGGAGCCGGCAGUCGCAUGUGCAUCGGCAGCCAUCUCGCCAACCGCGAAUUGUACACGGCAUUCUUAAAACUCAUCACGGCGUUUGAAGUCGUCGAGGCGAGAGAUCCGAAAGAUCGUCCCGUGUUGGAUUGUAUGGGUUGUAAUAAAUUGCCGAAUGGAUUGACAAUGGAUCCCAAGCCGUUUAAAAUUGGCCUCAGGCCGAGGAAUCGCGAGAUGUUGGAUCGCUGGAUUGCGGAGUCGGAGGGGAGGACGAAGGAUUUGUAGGGCAACAUGUAGGUGGAGAAGUGUCCUGGUUUGUUGGAGAAGGAGUUCUUUUUUCUUUUUCUCAUGCAUAUAAAUGUAGUAGUAGUAGUAGUACCUACUUAGAGAAAGUAGGGUAGCGAGAGAUGUUAUUCUCUUGUUCAAGAAUCAAUAUACAAACCUUG